AUGUGUCUAUACAAGAACUCCAACGCCUUUGUCAUUCGUCUAAUAUGGCGAGCGGCAAUGCUACAUGCCAGAUGGCACGAGACCAAGCAAAGUCCAAACCCACCUACCAACCGCAUGGCCUUGCAAGAACUCCUACAGAGCGCACUCGAACUGGAAAGCGACUACGAAGCUUGGGAGGCAAACGUCACACCAGCAUGGAAUUAUCAUAUGACACCCAACACACCGGAGGCUCGGUCGACUUACGACGCCAAGUUACAGAAGCUCUUCUUGGGGUGUCCGGGCGCACCGGAAGAGAUUCACAUAUACCCGAGCUUGAAACGCGUCUGGAUCUGGGGCUUCUACCGUACGAGCCGCAUACUUGUUCUACGUGAUCUGCUCGAGAUGUUGAAUUGGAUGUUGAGAUUCCGGGACCCUUGCCUAUCUUUCCGUCCUCAAGAAGCCCCGGGUCAGUCUAUGCCUACUGCUCUGAGUACCGCAAACCUCCGCAUGCAUCACUCGGUCGCUACCGCUCGCCUGGUUGAGGUCAUUGAGAAGAACUGUUCCUCCAUCCUUGGCAGCUUUACUGUACCGAUAGAUACGAAAUCUGCUACCGACAUAUGUGGUAUGCGGGGCUAUAUCUGCAUAUGGCCCCUGGGUACAAUGGAUUCAGUACUCAGCUCAGGACUUGUGCCGGAUAGCAAUGCAGGCAAGCAACCGCACAGCGCUACUCACCUGCCAACACCACCGCCAGUUCACUCGCAACCACAUCUGGCCACACCCACUUCCAUCGCGUCUUCCUCAAGCGAGCCGUCGACGGCCCUGGAAUCCUACGAGGCAGCACCGGCAUUUUCCGAACUCCGCAACAUUCGGACCAAGUCAGAAAGCGGCCAAUCCCCUGGCGCGAGUCCGCCAUCGAACACCCCGCUCUUGGACCAAAAUGCGAAGAAGAAUCACAUCUUUGACCCCAACCCUGCACACCCGUACGAUCACCCGCUAGACCUACCUCCUCUGGAUCAUGGAGUUGAGCCCAGGAGAAUAGACAUUGCAGCACGGCGAGAAUGGAUAAACCGGCUGAUGUACUACAUGGCCACAGAACUGGGGCUGAAGAAGGCGCUCUGGUGCCCAGUCAUGCAAGGCUACAUGCCCACCGUGAAACCCAUGGUUGAUGAGAUUCUCAGUCAAGAAAGAGGUUUCUAA
Molecule: messenger RNA, 1176 nt
Organism: Alternaria hordeiaustralica
Lineage: Eukaryota; Fungi; Ascomycota; Dothideomycetes; Pleosporales; Pleosporaceae
Exons: 2
Coding region: 1-1176 (391 amino acids)
Source: RefSeq, a predicted model, not a curated record